This is a messenger RNA of Tetrahymena thermophila SB210, 2565 nucleotides long. RefSeq names its product CGMP-dependent kinase 5-1. Gene Ontology annotation, cellular component: cAMP-dependent protein kinase complex. Gene Ontology annotation, molecular function: ATP binding; cGMP-dependent protein kinase activity; cAMP-dependent protein kinase activity. NCBI's taxonomy places the organism in Eukaryota, Ciliophora, Oligohymenophorea, Hymenostomatida, Tetrahymenidae. The transcript has 13 exons. Gene Ontology annotation, biological process: signal transduction; peptidyl-serine phosphorylation. The record is from RefSeq and is a predicted model, not a curated record.
AUGGGAAAUUGUUUUGUCUCAAAGCCAUCAAGCAGAGAUAACAGUACUACAAAAGAAAAGGUUGUCGACCAUAAUGAACUUAAGGUUGACCUUUAAGAAGUUCAAGAAGAACAACAAAAAUAAUAAGUAGUUAAAGAAGAAAAAUAAGUUGCAGUAAAUAGCGCUAAAACUUAAGAAGAACCAUAAGAACCUAAGUAAGAGGCUUAGGAUAAAUCAGCAGAUAAAUAUAUUGAUAAAAGUGCUGAUAAAUCAUAGAUCAAUUAAAACAAUGUUUCAUAAGAUGAUUCAGCAAAACCAGAUCCUGAAGACAAAAAGAAGAAAAGAAAUAAAGUUAAAGCUAAAAAAGUUAGGGCUGAUAUUGAAGAAGAAUCUUAGAUUUAUGAAAAUAUUAUCAAAAGGGAAAGGGAAAUGACAAAUGCUGAUAUCCACGCCAAUAAAAAAUCGCUAGGAAAUCAUUUUGUGUUUUCAUUACUUUCAGACUAAGAUAAGGAAGAAAUUAUCAAAAAAAUGUUCUACUGUGAAAACAAAUCAGAUUUUGUAUUUAAGCAAGGAGACCAAGCAUCUACCUACUUCAUUAUAGAAAAGGGAGAGUGUUAAAUUAUUAUUAAUGGAGAUGUGAAGAGAACUCUAUAACAUGGUUAGUGCUUUGGUGAACUUGCUCUGCUUUACGGAGCUCCUAGAUCUGCCUCUGUUAAAGCUCUAGGUGUUUGUGGAUUCUGGGCUAUCGAUAGAAACACUUUCAAAAAAGCUAUUGCAGAAGUAGUACAUCGUGAAUAUGGUGAAAAUCGUUCAUUCAUUGAUAAAAUCAAAUUCUUCAACUCUAUGACUAAUGAGUAAAAGGAUUCAAUUGCAAACGUUCUUAUUACUUAAGUUUUCAAGAAGGGAGAAAUUAUUGUUGCUGAUGGUGAUAUGGCUAGUUCAUAUUAUAUUAUAAAGAAAGGAAAGGUAGCAAUUUACAAAGAUGAAAAGAUGAUCCGUGAAAUGGUAGCAGGAGAAACUUUUGGUGAGUAAGCUCUUUUUGAAAAUUCUAAGAGAGGUGCUACAGUUAAAGCAGUGGAAGAUGAUUCUAGAUGCAUAGCUUUAGGAAAAGAUGAUAUCCAAAGAGUUCUUGGUGAUAAAGUUUAAGUUAUUAUGUAUAAUAAUAUGAUUAAGUGGGCCUUUGAAGGAAAUGAAAUUUUAAAAAAACUUACUAAGGUUUAAAAAGAAAAAAUUGUAAUUAAUUAAAAGUAAACCAAUUACUAAAAAGGAGUAAUUUGUUUCCCAGCUGGAUAGCCAGUCUAAAAGCUUAUAUUUUUAUUAGAAGGUUCGAUUGCAUAUGAAGGAGGAAAUAAAAUUGCAGAAAAGGGUGGAUUGUUUGGUGAUCACUGGCUUCUCUAAAAAUACAAAGAUGAAAAGCUAAGCAAAAAUGUUAUAUUUAGUGAAGAUACACUUUUAGCUGAAAUAUCAUUCUAAUAAUUAUAUGAGCAAAUUGGUGGUAAAAAUAUUGAAGAAAUCAUAGAUAAAAACAAAGAUUCCCAUGAAGUCAAGUAUAUGAAAAGAGCUAACUCUAAGGAUUUAAACAAAGAAUAUGAACAUUUAAAGCUAGAAGACAUGAUUUCUAUUAAAAAAUUAGGUUUUGGUCAAUUCGGUAGCGUUUAUUUAGUCAAAUCAAAAUCAGAUUCCAAUUAUUAUGCUUUAAAGUGCAUUUCUAAAGCUUAAGUUAUUGAACAAAGUUUAGAAAAGCAUCUUUUAUAAGAAAAGAAAGUACUUGAAAGUGCUCAAUUCCCUUUCAUCAUGAAAUUUAUUAGAACUUUUAGAGACAAUAAUAAUGUAUAUUUCUUAGUAGAAUACGUUCGUGGUAUGGAACUCUUUGAUGUUAUCCGUGAAAUAGGUCUUCUAAAUACUUAUGAUUCUUAGUUUUAUAUUGGAUCUCUUCUUUUGUGUAUUGAAUAUCUCCAUACUAAUUCUAUUAUUUACAGAGAUAUUAAACCUGAAAAUAUCAUGAUAGACUACAAAGGAUACAUGAAACUUAUUGAUAUGGGUACUGCAAAAUUCUUAAAAGGCAAAAGUGGAAGAACUUUUACUAUCAUUGGUACUCCACAUUAUAUGGCUCCUGAAAUUAUUACAGGUAAAGGUUAUUCUUAUAGCGUUGAUUUAUGGUCGAUUGGUAUUUGCUUAUAUGAAUUUAUGUGUGGUGCUGUGCCAUUUGCAGAGGAUGCUGAUGAUCCAUAUGAAAUUUAUGAGGAAAUUAUUAAAAAACCCCUGUAAUACCCUGGCUUUUUAAAGGAUAAGAACUCAAAAACUCUUAUGAAUCAAUUGCUAAAUAAGACUCCUGAACUCCGUUUAGGUGGUUCAUAUGCUGCCCUUAAAGCUAAUCCUUGGUUUGAUAACUUUGACUUUGAUAAAUUAAUGGAAAGAUAACUCAGAGCUCCAUAUGUCCCUCCAAAAGAUAAGUUGAUAUCAGAAGCUGAAAUCAAAAAAAUGGAAGGUAUCCGCAAGUUAGUUAUGGAUGAAAUAAAGCAUGAAAAUACAUCUAGAUAUAGAAAAGAAAAUGCUAAAGAUCCUAACUGGGAUAAAGAUUUUUGA